Perognathus longimembris pacificus (Pacific pocket mouse) is the source of this 2087-nucleotide messenger RNA. RefSeq names its product HAUS augmin like complex subunit 5 (gene Haus5). NCBI's taxonomy places the organism in Eukaryota, Metazoa, Chordata, Mammalia, Rodentia, Heteromyidae. The record is from RefSeq and is a predicted model, not a curated record. The transcript has 19 exons. Gene Ontology annotation, cellular component: centrosome; HAUS complex. The coding region runs from base 64 to 1959 and encodes 631 amino acids. Gene Ontology annotation, biological process: spindle assembly; centrosome cycle.
UCGCGCUUGAAGCGGGCGCGGGAGGCGCCGGCGGCGUCCGUCCCGGCCUGGCGUUUGUCAGUCAUGGAGUUGGUGCGGGAACUGGAUUGCUGGGCGGUAGAAGAGAUGGGGGUGCCCGCGGCAGCUCGAGCCCCGGAAUCGACGUUACGUAGGCUGUGUCUGGGUCAGGGGGCUGACAUCUGGGCCUAUGUCCUGAAGCAUGUGCACAGUCAGAGGAGUAUCAAGAAGAUCCAGGGGAAUCUGCUCUGGUAUGGUUACCAGGACAGUCCAGAGGUUCGUCGCAAGGUGGAACUGGAAGCCACUGCCGCCCGCCUCCGGGCUGAGAUCCAAGAACUAGACCAGAGCCUGGAGCUGAUGGACCGGGAGACUGAGACUCAAGACAUGGCCACAGAGCAGGCACUGCAGAGCGUGUGUGACACCCAGCGCCGGGCUCUCCUCCUCCAGGCCCAAGCUGUGGCUGUGCGAAGGCAGCAACAUGGACUCCGAGGGCCCGCGCAACGGCUGCACAACCAGCUCAAGCGCCUGCAGGAUAUGGAGAGAAAAGCCAAAAUGGAAGUGACCUUUGGCCCCCUGACAUCAGCAACCCUGGCCCUGGAGCCUGAGGUCUUGCGGGAUGUCCGAGCAGCUUGCAUCCUUCGAGCCCAGUUUCUUCAGAAGCUCCUGACACCCCAGGCCCAAGGAGGCCCCAUCCUAAACUCUCGCGAUGACCAGUUUGGAACUUCCUACCAGCAGUGGCUGAGCUCCGUGGAGACCCUGCUGACAAACCACCCACCGGGCCACGUGCUGGCCGCCCUGGAGCACCUGGCUGUGGAGCGGGAGGCCGAGAUCCUGGCCCGGUGCCACCAGGACCAUGGGCUGGGAGAAGCCGAGCUGCCCAGGCCCCAGACCCCCGACCAGGCAGGCUCUAGCCAGCCAGUGCCGUCCAUGGUGCGACUCAUCCAGGAGGGCUGGCAGGCCCUAGGUGCGCUGGUCACUCAGCGGGGCGCCCUCCUGAAAGAGGGACAGGUCCUGACUGGCUGCCUCCAGGGCACAGUGGAAGAGGUGGAGAAACGAGCCCUGGAUCCUAGUCAGAGGAAGGCGCUGAUGCUGGGGCUUCGGUGCUGUGGCCUCAGGGCUGAGCUCAAGGCCCUGCGAGCCCACAGCCAGGAGCUGGAGGAGACUGCUGGCCAGCGGCAGCUUCUGCUAAGGGAGCUACAAGCCAAGCAGCAGAGGAUCCUGCACUGGCGCCGGCUGGUGGAGGAGACACAGGAACAGAUCCGCCUGCUCAUCAAGGGAAACUCAGCCAGCAAGACCCGCCUGGGCCGUGGUCCUGGGGAGGUGCUGGCUCUGCUGGAGCGGAAGGUGGUCCCCAUGUGUGAGGCUGUGGCUCCACAGUGCCAGGAGCUGCUCCGCUGCCUGGAGGAGGCAGCCCGGCACCUGCCGAAUAUUCUGCUGGGCCCCUUGUUGCGGCCCAGCCCCGAAGGCUCCAAGCCACUGCCCACUGUCCUGCCGUCCAUCCACCAGCUGCACCCCACAUCACCAGUGGGCUCUAGUCUCAUAGCGCUGAGCCACAUACUGGGACUGCCUGCAGGAAAGGCACCAGAGCUGCUCCUCCCAAAGGUGGCCUCUCUGCACCAGGACCUUCUGUUUCUCCAAGACCAGCGCGAGCUCCGCUCCACCAGUCUACUCCAUCUGAAGACCCAUCUGCAGCCAGGAUCACCCACCCAGGAGCUGCUACAGGUCCAGGCCUCCCAGGAAAAGGAGCAGAGAGAGAGGGAGGGGCAGGUUCUGAAGCGGCUAGAGAACUUGCUCACGCAGGCGCUGAAGCGUGUUCCUGAGAUGCAGGGAACCGUGGGGGACUGGUGGGAGCAGCCAGGCCAAGUUGCCCUCUCCGAGGAGCUCUGCCAGGGCCUGUCUCUUUCCCAGUGGCAGCUGCGCUGGGUCCAGGCCCAGGGAGCCCUGCAGCACUUGUGCAAAUGAAGAGAAGUUCAAAUCAGAGUCAAGAAUCUCACAUUUGGGCUGGGAAUAUGGCCUAAUGGUAGACUGCUUGCCUCACAUACAUGAAGCCCUGGGUUCGAUUCCUCAGCACCACAUAUAUAGAAAAAGCC